This is a messenger RNA of Musa acuminata AAA Group (dessert banana), 1435 nucleotides long. RefSeq names its product pectate lyase-like. Gene Ontology annotation, molecular function: pectate lyase activity. Bases 64 to 1266 code for a protein of 400 amino acids. Lineage: Eukaryota; Viridiplantae; Streptophyta; Magnoliopsida; Zingiberales; Musaceae. The record is from RefSeq and is a predicted model, not a curated record. The transcript is spliced from 5 exons.
GCCGCUGCCUUCUGUAACGCCCACAUCGCCGAAUUCGACGAGUACUGGCAGAAGAAGGAGGCGAUGGCUCGUGCCAACGUUCAAAAUGCCUACAACCCGAAUCCCGAGUCCGUCACCAAGCAUUUCAACGAUGCGGUGCUCAGGGAUCUGGAGAAGAACAACACGAGGAGGGGGCUUCGCGGCAAGAGACGAUACGACGGCCCGUGUAUGGCGACCAACCCGAUCGACCGGUGCUGGCGGUGCCAGAAGAACUGGGCUCACCACCGGAAGCGGCUGGCCACCUGCGCCAAGGGCUUCGGCCGCCAUGUCACCGGGGGAAAGAACGGGGACUUCUACGUCGUCACUGACCCGUCCGACUUGGACCUCGUCAACCCCCGGAAAGGCACCCUCCGCUACGGCGUGAUCCAAGACAGGCCGCUUUGGAUCGUCUUCGCCCGCGACAUGGUCAUCCGCCUCACCGAGGAGCUCAUCGUCAACAGCAACAAGACCAUCGACGGCCGCGGCGUGGACGUCCAGAUCAUGAACGGCGCCGGCAUCACCAUCCAGUUCGUCGACAACAUCAUCAUCCACAACCUCCGCAUCCACGACAUCAAGGCCGGCAACGGCGGCAUGAUCAGGGACUCCGAGCACCACUACGGCCUGCGCACCCGGAGCGACGGCGACGGCAUCUCCAUCUUCGGCGCCAGCAACGUCUGGAUCGACCACGUCUCCAUGUCCAACUGCAUGGACGGCCUCAUCGAUGCCAUCCAAGGCUCCACCGCCAUCACCAUCUCCAACGGCCACUUCACCCAGCACAACGACGUGAUGCUCUUCGGUGCCAGCGACGCGUUCUCGGGAGACGCGGUGAUGCAGAUCACAGUCGCCUUCAACCACUUCGGGAAAGGCCUCGUCCAGAGAAUGCCAAGAUGCCGGUGGGGUUUCGUCCACGUCGUUAACAACGACUACACCCAUUGGAUGAUGUACGCCAUCGGCGGCAGCCAGCAUCCUACCAUCCUCAGCCAAGGCAACCGAUUCAUCGCGCCACCGACCCUGUUCGCCAAGGAGGUGACGAAGAGGGAGUACUCACCGGAGGAAGUAUGGAAGAGCUGGCAAUGGAGGUCGGAGGGUGACCUGCUGAAGAAUGGAGCGUUCUUCGUGCCGUCAGGAGCUGGGAAACUUGGGAAUGUAUCCUACAAGGAUCUCAUCAAGGCCAAGCCGGGGACGUUCGUGACACGACUCACACGCUUCUCCGGUGCUCUCAAAUGUGUUCCCAACCGGCCAUGUUGAGGAGGACGAGGUGGGGGAAGGACGACUGGAAGAAUACAAAUCUAUGGAUGUGCUCAAGGGAGAGUCGAGAGGAGACGAACACGCCUGCAAGGAGUGGAGUUGAGAGAUUCAUAACUAUCAUAUAUGUAUUUGAUUGCAUGAAAUAUAUAAAGGCUAGCAGUCAUCGGUC